Penicillium cataractarum is the source of this 4113-nucleotide messenger RNA. RefSeq names its product putative RNA helicase/RNAse III. Gene Ontology annotation, cellular component: nucleus; RISC complex; cytoplasm. Lineage: Eukaryota; Fungi; Ascomycota; Eurotiomycetes; Eurotiales; Aspergillaceae. Gene Ontology annotation, molecular function: ribonuclease III activity; ATP binding; RNA binding. The coding region runs from base 1 to 4113 and encodes 1370 amino acids. The record is from RefSeq and is a predicted model, not a curated record. The transcript has 7 exons. Gene Ontology annotation, biological process: siRNA processing.
AUGGACGCCAUGGAUGAGAGCCCUGAUGAGACUUCCGCAGUCCCUGUCGAUCUGGGUGGCAGUGAUGCAGCUGGGUACAAGGCCCGCGGGUAUCAGCUGGAGAUGCUCCAAGCAAGUCAACAGCAGAAUAUCAUUGUUGCGAUGGAUACUGGCAGUGGGAAAACCCAUAUUGCCGUUCUGCGCAUCAUUUCCGAGCUCGAGCGAUGCCCUGCAGAUAAGUUGGUCUGGUUCCUAGCACCAACGGUAGCCUUGUGCCUCCAACAACAUGAUGUUAUUGCUUCUCAGAUUCCGUCUAUUAAGACUCGAACGUUGAUAGGUGCCGACAAUGUUGAUAGGUGGACCGAACAGGCCGUCUGGAAUAAUGCCCUCAAAGAUAUUCGCGUUGUUUGUUCGACACAUGCAGUUCUUUCCGAUGCGUUGAAUCAUGGAUUCGUGCGCAUGUCACAGUUGGCCCUGCUGGUAUUCGAUGAAGCUCACCAUUGUACACGGGGCCAUCCGGCAAACAAGAUCAUGCAGUACCACUACCACCCGACGCUUUCCAAACUCGGCCCACAUGCCGUUCCCCGAAUUCUGGGACUCACCGCGAGUCCUAUUGUCCGUUCAAAUCCAAAGGAGCUAGGAUUGAUCGAGGCAAACUUGAAUGCUGUGUGCAAGGCCCCACGGAAACAUAGAUCUGAGCUACUUGAGCAUGUUCAUCGCCCGCGGUUGGAGUGUAUUCCUUACCCACAUUAUGAGAUUGAGCAAGGCCUUGUCGGGAGCAGACUGUUGCCGUCUCUUGUGAAAUGCGUCAAAGCGUACGACAUACAGGAGGACCCUUAUUUCGACAUGAUUAGAGAAAGACCAGAGAAAGCAUUGGAAGCAGGGAAAAUCUUCACAACUGGGGAGACAUAUUGCAGCGAGCAGCUGACAAAGUUCCUUGAGCGAGCCUGUCACAUGUAUGCUGAACUUGGCGGUUGGGCGGCCGACUACUUCAUCCAAGCAUCGAUCGACCAAUUUCGACGAUCACUUGAAAACGAUGACUCCAUGACGAGUUUGGACCGGGCUGAGAGAGUCUACCUCCUGGAACUCCUACUCGGUAUGCGAAUGCCCGAAGAUAGUACGGACAGCAUUCACAUUUCUCCAAAACUGGAGAUACUGCUCUCCUUCCUCGAGAGAAUGGAUCAUGCCGAGUUCUCAGGGAUAAUAUUUGUCAAACGACGAGCGGUGGUCAGCGUCCUGACUCGACUAUUGCCACUCCACCCCGCGACUAGAGAUCGCUUCAGGUGUGCAUCUUUCGUCGGGUGGUCGAACAACGCCACCUCGAAAGACUCGCUGGGCGACUUGCUCACUCGAGAUAUGCAACGCGACACGUUAUCCGAGUUUAAAGCUGGGCGGAAGAACCUCAUUGUUGGCACCGAUGUCCUUGAAGAAGGUCUGGAUGUCAGCUCGUGCCGCUUGGUCAUUUGUUACGACAAGCCAGCAAAUCUGAAGUCGUUCAUUCAGCGACGCGGACGAGCACGACAUGAGGACUCGACGUAUGCUAUUAUGCUAUCGACCAAAGAUGACUCACUUCGAUUAUCGAAAUGGCAAGAGUUAGAGCAAACGAUGAUUGCAGCUUAUCAAAAUGAGGAGAGGCAACGGCAAGAGGCAUUAAACCUUGAGGCAAAGCAAGAGAUAGUUGAUGAGUGGUUGUUUGUUGCAUCCACAAGUGCCCGAAUUUCUGCAGACGAUGCGAUGCAACACCUCCACCACUUUUGCUCCCUACUACCCACCGAUCAAUACGUGGACAAUCGUCCUAUGUUCUCUUUUGAAGAGGACUUGAGUCGUCUCGUUCGUGGCACAGUCACUCUUCCCAAUUCAGUUCACCCGGCGGUUCGUCAAACACGGGGUAAGCGCUGGUGGCGCACCGAGAUCGCAGCCAGAAAGGAAGCUGCGUUUCAGGCUUACAAAUCUCUUUGGGAGUACGGCCUGGUAAAUGAUAACCUCUUACCACUGAAUCGGAAGCCAGAGCUCAGAUUCACGGAAGAAAUGUCCAUGCCAGCUUUGAUAGACUGCUCCGCGCAAUAUGAUCCCUACAUUGAUUUGGCUCAAGACUGGGUGAUGCAGGAGCUCCAUGAGACAACCAUCACAGUAACAGACAACAGCACUGGUGCUGUGAAUGAGGACCUGCUGAUGUCGAUCGUGCUUCCAAGAGGGGUGCCCGCACCAGACCCUCUGAAAUUCUUUUGGGAGAAUGAAACUAGCAUGACGGUGACUUUUGGAACAAGUCAGCCCAUCAGCCCGAAUCCAACAGUGGAGAUCAUCCAAAACAUGAGAACCAUUACCGGCAUGUUCCUUCAAGCCCCAUCGUCUCGCUUGCAAGGAACCGAUAGAGACUAUGUGGCUCCUUUUGUCCCUAGCAUACCGGUCCAGCAGCUUGGAACUUGGAUCCAGCGCUACGAAGGUACCGAAAAAGCUGUAGAUCUCCACGAGCAUGAUCACAAUGUUCCCCUUAUUGGUAUUAUCCGUGAUACUGCAAAGUACAGCGAACCGCGACUGUUUCGUAUGUGGCACGCGGAAGGAGGAUUGGAGAUUGAAUGUCGGAGCUUGCCCAAGCGACGAAACCUCCUCCAAUAUCGAAAUCCAUCUCAGCUAGCGGAUGAAAUGGAGGAAGCACCUCCUAAGAUCCAUGUGAUUCCAGCCGUAGGCUGCACGGUUGAUAGACUCCCAUGGAAGAAGUCCAAGUUUGGUCUAUUCAUCUCCGCGAUUCUUGACCGCUUUGAAGCCACAAUCGUUGCGCACAGAGUCAACGAGACCAUCCUGAAGGGAGCUGGAAUUCAGAACCUUGGACAUGUCUUGACGGCAAUUACCACGCCACUCGCCCAGGCACCCACACACUACCAGCUCUUUGAGUUCUUUGGCGAUUCGGUCCUCAAAUUCACGGUGAGCUGUCACCUAUUUUAUUCGCAGCCGACAUGGCACGAGGGGUAUCUCUCUGAAAGCCGUGACAAGCUCAUCAAAAACCAACGGCUUGCGCGGGCUGCACUGGAUACUGGUCUCGAUCAGUUUAUCUUGAAUGAUCGGUUUACACCUCGCAAAUGGAAGCCACCAUUUAUUUCCAGCAAAUCGGCGCUGGCAGCUAACCGACCGACGCGCAAGUUGUCCAGGAAGGUUCUCGCCGACGUGGUCGAAGCAUUGAUCGGUGCCGGAUACAUGGAUGGCGGUUUGCGAAGGGCACAGGCUUGUCUACACCGGUUCUUGCCGGAAAUAGAGAUUCCAGAAACUGUCCCACCGAGAGAACAGGACCCAGAUCUCGCCAGCAAUCUACUGGACCCGGAGACCAUCGGCAGACUAAUUGGAUAUACCUUCCAAGACCCCUCGCUCCUAACUGAGGCAUUGACCCACUCGUCGUGCGAGCAUGAUAUGCGGACUCAAUCAUACCAGCGCAUCGAAUUCUUGGGUGAUGCAGUGCUUGACAUGGCAGUUGUCACCGUCUUCGCAGAGCUAGACCAGCAAUUCCCUGAGGGAAAGAUGACCAUGAUCAAGCACUCCGUCGUCAACUCUGGCCUUCUGGCAUUCCUGUGUAUGGAGAUGACCGCCGACGGCACCGGACUAUGGAAAUUCCUGCGCUACAAUGGACCGGCCAUUGGGGCUGCCCGAGAUGCAUCUGUCGCACGACAUCAGGAAAUGCGCGAAGAAAUUCUCCACGAACUUCAAUACGGAUCCAAGUAUCCAUGGGAGCUAUUCUCACGCCUCCGCCCAGACAAGUUCAUGUCCGACAUCGUUGAAAGCACCCUCGGCGCGAUAUUCCUUGACUCAGGUGCCGACGUCAGCCUCGGUCCUUGCACCACGUUCCUAGAGAGACUGGGCUUACUUUUGUAUCUGCGACGUCUCAUUGCAGAGGAGAUCGAUGUCCAACAUCCUGUAAACAAGGCGCAGGACGCGUUUGCGAAGACGGGUGGCCAGGUGGCGUUCAAGGCGAGGCGGGUUGAGGCGAAGGGGGUUGCUGCGACGUACCGGUGCACUGCAAGUAUGAAUAAGAAUCAACUUGCGGUUAUCGAGGGAUGCGCUUCGGCUGAUGAGGCUGAGAUCAAGACGGCGUUGUGGGUUCUUGAGAAGUUCCAUGCGGGACAAUUGGCAGAGGCAGUUGCUUGA